AUGAUGCACACUGCGCGACCGGCUUCGAGAGAAUCUGCGCAGGAAGCCAAGGCUUAUCCACGAUCCAGGUUUCGUGAACGCCCUGCACACCCCAGUAAACUCUUUGAAGACUGUCCUAGAAGGAGUUGUGAGUGCGAGGGCUCACUAGCGCCAUUGGGUCCUCCGGUGAGCUCAUUCUGCACCCCGUCCUCGGGGGACAGAACAUCCCGCGGGGCAUCCUCCAACAUACUCUCUGAAAGCCAACAAACUACAAUCGGGUCUUGUGGAAGGGCAAGUGUAGAUGAUGCCGAUGAUAGAGCUGGGGUGAGUGAGGCUGGGGAGACAGAAAGCACCAGCCACAGUUUUCAGUGCGCCGAAAGUGAUUCGACAAGCUGCCAAAUUUUCAACUCCAGUCAGGCGGAAGAGAGCUGCAGUGGCCCAACGACGCCAGCGAAUCAGUUACAUUCCCCCUUUGUCGGCCGACACUCUCGCAGCUGUGGGGACGGUGGUAGCGAGGUACUGGUACCGCAGCAAAAUCCCUGCUCAUUCUCUCUCACCCUCGUACCCCCCGUUCUCGAUUCGACAGCCAGCUUAAUGAAAUAUCGCGUUAAAUAUCCACUUCUUCUAGCCAAUCUACGACGUGCACUGUUGUGUGAAAGAGUUGCUGGAGACGCAGAGAAUAUUCUAGACAGUUUUGCCGUGGAGGUGUUGGAAAAACGCCGAGUAAAGACCACAGCACCUGUAUCCCUCGCUUUGACAAAUCAAUCACCCACAGAAGUUGAUCAGCUUGGUACUCUGAUAAACGAAGGUAUCCGAUUCAUCAAACAUCAAUGGAAGUGUCAUUACUACGCCCUUAUCGAUGCGGUGGACUUGCUUUACAAGGACUACCAACUUCUUUAUCAUAUCAAUCGAGAUGGCAGUCGUACCUUGGCCACCAGUUCACCAUACCAUGUGGUUGCAUCUUAUAGGGAUCCGUUUGGCUUCCAGGAGGGCCAUAAUGAUGAGACUCGCGUGAUGGCUGGAACAGAUCCGGUCAACUACCUGGUCCACCUCCUUUCGAAACAUCUACCCUGCAUAGAAGCCAGAACGCACGUGCGAGGGGACACCGUGCAACCCCUAUCCUCCGGCAGGCGUCAGCGACGCCAUCAGUCGGCUUCGUGGGCGGUCCUGCCCGCGCAUCGUUUCUUCGCCUCCGUUGCUUUCAUCCAAGACGUGAUUGCUCAGUGUCGAUUGAUCCACCUGGAGUUGGACAAGCAGCUGGCUUUCCAGACACGAGUCAUGCACAUCAUCAGACAGGCCAAGGAGCAGAAGGUCCAGCUGGAGGCCUGUAUGGCUGAACAGAAGCAAAAGAUCUUUACACUGGCGGAUACCAUUAAGAAGUCACGACAGGAGCUGGAGGAGAUGGUGGCCAGGUCUGUCGCCUCAAAACGACUUCGGCAAGAACAGCAGGCGGCGGCGGCGGCAGCAGCAGAGAGAGCACAACGAAGCAGCGAAGCAGAACCACACACGUUGGCUGGUAAACGGAAGCGAUUGGAAGACCUCAGACGAACACUGGUUACUAAAACAGCGCGUCUAGCCGCUCUUGAACGUGUGCUACGUGAGGAGGAGACGCGAAGGCGAAGACUACACAACCGGCUGCAGGAGAUUAAUGGUAACAUCAGGGUCUACUGUCGAGUCCGACCGCCCGCCAACGAGGGCUAUCCCGCUACUGCCAGCGGCGCUACUAGUUACAUCCGGGUAGCAUCAGACGACAAAUUACUGAUUUGCCCGGACGCGCUCCCCGAUACUCGUGACUGUCGCAGCGGUGCACUCCUACUAAAAUCGUUAAAGUCUAAUAGCGGACCUGAUGGUAUGCGAUGUUUCAUCUUCGACAAGGUCUUUGGACCGGAAGCCAAGCAGUCAACUGUGUACAGAGAGGUGGAGGACCUAGUAAUCUCCUGUGUAGACGGAUACAACGUCUGCAUCAUAGCCUAUGGACAGACUGGCAGCGGGAAGACGCACACCAUGGUGGGAACUCAGGAAGAACCUGGAGUAAACAGACGGGCUAUCCAGAGAUUACUGCGUCUUUGCAAUGACCGACAUCACUGGGAGUACCGCCUAUCCAUGAGUAUGUUGGAGGUCUAUCAGGAGGAGGUCUUUGAUCUACUGGACUCACUUGAGCCUCCGACCUGGGGCAUCUCCGCCGAGCAACUCUCUCGCACCUCCUCCGACGAGAUCUCCCCUCAUCGCCCCAACAGUCGGAACUCGAACUCAAAACUGUCAAGCCGUAGCCGUAGCACUGCCCCUAGCAUUGCGAGCGGUUGCGCUCGGAAGCCGACCCCUGCAGGCUUCAUCACUACCUGUGGUACCAACAGUUUCGCCAAACCACGGCCUUCAGUGCUCCGACGAAGGAGUGUUGUCAAACUCCUCUCCACCCAGGAGGAUGAGCUUGUGUUGCAGAACCUUACAGAGCGGCCCAUUAUGACUGAGCGGGAUGUCUUGGACUGCCUUAAUUUGGGUGAACAGAGGCGCAGUGUCGGUGCAACCCAGUUGAACAGAGCCAGUUCGCGCUCACACCUCAUCCUCCUGCUGAGAGUCAGUGGAGAACACCGGCUGCAUCGCAAUCACAGUCGUGGCACUCUGAUUUUGGCCGAUUUAGCGGGCUCCGAAAAUGUCACCAAAUCGGGUUCCGUCGGCCAGCGUCUUCAGGAGGCAGCCUGCAUCAAUCGGUCUCUCUGCUGCCUUGGUCGUGUUUUUGACGCUCUGCGUCGGCGGGAGAAGCCUGCCUACCGGGAGACCAAGUUGACCUACCUGCUAAAGCCAACUCUGGGCGGAGACUCAAAGUGCCUGCUCUUUAUCAACGUUCGAGGAGAGCCGGAGCAUGCGGAUGAGACCCUGCGGGCCAUCAACUUUGGUCAGAAUGCACUCCAGGUAGCGCCCUGGAAGUCGGCUUCGUCGCAUAAGAGCGCUGGUGUUUGGAGUGAGGGCAGUCGUCUGAUGACUCACUUGGACUCCAGCCAGAUGCCGCGACCUGCACAGAGACGAGUACCGGGUGUAGGUAGAAGGCCGGUCCCACGGAAGGUCUGGGAUCAGCCUCUUUUGCACUGA
Spirometra erinaceieuropaei is the source of this 3066-nucleotide messenger RNA. Lineage: Eukaryota; Metazoa; Platyhelminthes; Cestoda; Diphyllobothriidea; Diphyllobothriidae. The record is from the annotation of a GenBank genome assembly.